Molecule: messenger RNA, 1639 nt
Organism: Hylaeus volcanicus
Lineage: Eukaryota; Metazoa; Arthropoda; Insecta; Hymenoptera; Colletidae
Product: transcription factor 15-like
Exons: 3
Coding region: 1067-1552 (161 amino acids)
Biological process (GO): developmental process; regulation of transcription by RNA polymerase II
Molecular function (GO): DNA-binding transcription factor activity, RNA polymerase II-specific; RNA polymerase II transcription regulatory region sequence-specific DNA binding; protein dimerization activity
Source: RefSeq, a predicted model, not a curated record
AAUAUAUUACACAAGCAGACUACUUUCAAUCUACUCUACCUGAGGAGGAAAACGCACCAAAAUGAAAUUAUAUGUAAUCAGAAAAUCAAAUUAUUGUAUAAUUUCCUAUUACCAGUUUGCCUUUCACUGGAUUCCCUGGACAGAAAUAAAUGCCUGUCUUAUAAAAGACUAUCUUUUGGUGUCAUCUUAUCAUAGUUUGUAUCCAAGUUCUAACGUUAAAUGAAUUUGUAGAGGAGACAGUGAUGAGUCGGCUGAAAGCUGUAUGGAACUGUCCUAAUUAGUUUUACACAUGGAAUUUGUUUUCCUCGCUCUUCCUGUCGGUUGUCGGCUUGUUUUUAUUGACCGUAAUGUGAAACCCAGCUUCCAACCACUUUACGUGGGAGUCAUCACAUCCACAUGUACUAGUGUGAGUGUGCAGGAAGUACAAGUGUCACGUUGACCGUACUAUUCAGAACCGCUUGUCAAACGACAACAGCACUAAAAUUUUGUAUUUAAGACAGCAGAAUAUUUCACAUUAUCUGUGACAUUUUAAUUAUAAAAAGGUAAUAGUGAUAGAAGUCUUAGACUGCAAGUUCUAACAUUUAUAUCGAUCCGAAGUACUUUUAUUUGAUCUUAAAGAACCGCAUGUUAUGAUUUUCAGAACAUUUCUACUGCAAUCAACUUUGAACCUAUUGAUUACCCGGUGUUCCAAGCUUUUACUAUAAUUAUAUUGUUGGCGUUACAGUGUCGUCUCUUUAUUUUUAAUUUGUUAUAUGUACUUAUAUUAUGUGUAUUUUUUCCCCUGUACGAUUUUUAUGAACUGUCAUUAACGUGUUGUGUUUUUACUAGUGAAGCAUCAUGCAAGUGCUUCGUUCGCCCCUGGUCGGAUGCACGUGCAGUUCACAUGUGUUAUUCGAGUAACGGGGGGCGGGGUUAAGAGUGACACGUCGGUGAAGAGGGAAUCCUGGAGGAAGCGACAGAAGCCGUCGGAGCUUAGUCAUUCAUAAAUGAGCUGCCGGUGUAGUCGGAUCGUUCUUUCAAGUUAACAAAGUUGUAUAACGAUUAACUGAUAACUGUGCGAUGCAGCAUGGCUGCACGAAGGAAAGAAGAAUCGAUGAAACAACGUUAUCAAGCGAAUGCACGUGAAAGGGAUCGGACUCAUAGGGUAAGGAAUGCAAACAGCUACAAGACUCAAGAAUUCCAAUCUUCACUGUGCAGUGUGAACACGGCUUUCAGCACCUUGAGAACUUUAAUACCGACGGAACCGGUGGAUAGAAAAUUGUCAAAAAUAGAGACUUUGAGAUUAGCCAGCAGUUACAUCAGCCAUUUGGGUGCCAUCCUCGUUGCAGGCCCCAUAGAUCAACCCUGUUCACGUAUCGGGAACAGUAUGUAUGGGACAGAUCAUUGGGCAGACUCGCAAAGACCACAAGUUUGCACUUUCUGUCUUUCCAUGCACAAAAAAUACAGUUUGAAUAUCGCUACGGAGGUAAUUUCGGAUUACCAAAUUUCGGAGAGAACUUUGUACGGUAUUCCUACGAGUACAACGACGUACUUCAAUGCAAAUAACGUCUAAAGCCUAGGCUGUGUAAAAUAAUUGACUGUACAUUCCCUGUAUAUACGCAUUUAUUGAGUUUAAUAAAAAUUUUAUUCGAACUAUUAA